Molecule: messenger RNA, 894 nt
Organism: Brugia pahangi
Lineage: Eukaryota; Metazoa; Nematoda; Chromadorea; Rhabditida; Onchocercidae
Source: the annotation of a GenBank genome assembly
AUGUUCCGUCUUCUUGGAAUAGUAUAUAAGAAGCUCCGUAAUCAUUCACUUUAUUCUAAUUAUUUUCUCGGUGAGGGAGAUAGAAUGGAAUCCGAAAAUAACAAGACCAAUGAUGGAUAUGAUCAGAGUUCUAGUGGAGUUAUGCUAAAGAAAGAUCCCAGAAUUUGUGAUUCGGCUAAGGUUCCGGCAGCUUUCAGUGAAGAGAAUGAAAUAAAUGAUAUUAUCAAAGGAAACGAAUAUCUGAAGGAGAACAUAACUUUGUUGAAAAUAUACUUACGUUGGCUGGGAGACCUAAUACUAUUAGCACAGAAAAAGAAAAGAAACAACUUUAAUGAAAUGUAUGCAGCAAUGCAGAUAGAACGGGACAAAGCGAAAGUUCAGCAAAAAGAAUUGGAAAAAUUACGAAAAUCAAAGCAGGAACUCCUUGAGAAACAAAAAUCGGAAUUUGAACUUAAAAAAACUGAGUGGGAGCAAAAACUUAUGGGUCAUGAAAAUCUUUAUAACAUAGUAAAACAAUGUUGUGAGUUGUUAUCUGACAUUAGUCAUAACAACAAAUUGGGAAUUGCUCGGCUGAUCAAACAUAAAAUCCAUAGUGAAAAACUACAAUGUAAGGUGAACAAGCUCAAACUAUCUGCAGAAGAAGCUAGACAGAAAUUAAUCCGUCAGGAACAGAUGUUUAAAGAGAAGUUGGAUGGAAUAAAAGAUGCACAUGAAAUGGCACUAAAUGAGCGUGACCGAAUAAUAUCCAUACUGACCAAACAACUGGAAUUUAUCUCUGCCAGAGUUCAAAGUGAGAACUUGACAACAGUAGUGCACACUGGAACUCAAACUGUCACCGAAUUCGAAACGUAUGGUUCACAGACUGAUGAUGAUAUGUCCGACGAUGAAAUAUAA